ACACUUAAAAUUAACUGUGCUUAUUAGGUAAUUAAAAUUAAUUAGUCAUUCUUAUGCAAGUGAGUAAAAUAUGUUUUCUUGUACGACCUCGUGAGAAACUUCUAUUUGUUGUAAAUAAUUUACCUAAGCUAAGCUAUUUUAUAGUCACUAAAUAAAAAAUAAUAGAAAAGAUGGCGUAAUUAUUUCAAACGGUUUAAUAAGAUAUCUAGAUAAAAAGUGGACUAAUUGAAUAAAGGCAGAGUACACAGCUGAAAGAGUCGAGUUUGUAUCUAGCGAAAUUUUUCAGUGAACAAAACAUCUUACGGGAAAAUGUUCAGGAUGAAAAAUACUCAACAUUUUACAAUCGUAUAGAAAUCAUUUAUAUGUUGACAUAAUAAAUAAUAUAGCAGACAUUUCAUAAUGAUAUCGUUUAUGUCUCUUAUACUAUUAUUUUUAUAUUUUCAUGGACUUAUUGAUGUCAACUCACUUUUGUUUUGCGAUUUCUCGAUAUAAAAUAAAAGAACAUUUCAUAUCAUUGAUUAAAUCAUUAAAAGAAGGGUUCGCUUUGAUCAGUAUACGACUAUUUACUCAUUAAGACUCCAUUAACUAAGGUCAGUUCUUGUUUGUUUUUAAAUAAAAACUUGAUGGGCAACAAUAAAAAGCAUUAUUUCUUUUGAAUGUUUCUCUUAUUUUAGGAUGAACAAGAAAUAAAUCGACGCAAUAAUGAAUUCGUCAAAAAAAUACUUCAAUUAACAAAUCAAGGUGUCGCAGUCGAUAAGGCGAUGUGCGAAAGUUUAUGUGCUCAAAUUGGUCUUUCACCAGAUGCUGAUAUUUAA
Messenger RNA from Rotaria sp. Silwood1, 815 nucleotides. The record is from the annotation of a GenBank genome assembly. NCBI's taxonomy places the organism in Eukaryota, Metazoa, Rotifera, Eurotatoria, Philodinida, Philodinidae.